AUGAUUCCCCCACGGUGGGAAGACGGAGCGGGGACUCUGGACACCCGGUACGCCGGUCUCCUAGCCUUUCCCGGAUCAAGUCUGACGCAGCGGGUCCCUCGGCGGGGAGUGGUGGCCGCGGCCGACCCCGCCGAGGCGCACGCCACCCGAGGGGCCUCGCGGGCCAGCGCCGCUGUUGCGGGCAGCGCCUUUCGGGGCCCCGGGCGCUCCGGCGCAAACCCUGGCGGCACCUCGGGGUCUCCAGAAGGCCCGGGCCCUCGGGAGGCCGCCCCACCUGCCGGACCCUCCCCACAGAUUUUUGGAAGUCCCAGCACAGUGACGCUUCCCGAAACCUUGUUGUUUGUGUCAACCCUCGAUGGAAGUUUGCAUGCUGUCAGCAAGAGGACAGGCUCCAUCAAAUGGACUUUAAAAGAAGAUCCGGUUCUGCAGGUUCCAACACAUGUUGAAGAGCCUGCCUUCCUUCCAGAUCCCAAUGAUGGCAGCCUUUAUACACUGGGAGGCAAGAAUAACGAAGGCCUGACGAAACUUCCCUUUACCAUCCCAGAGUUGGUACAGGCAUCCCCAUGCCGAAGUUCAGAUGGAAUUCUCUACAUGGGUAAAAAGCAGGACAUUUGGUAUGUUAUUGACCUUCUAACCGGGGAGAAGCAGCAGACUUUGUCAUCAACCUUUGCAGAUAGUCUCUGCCCAUCGACCUCUCUUCUGUAUCUUGGGCGAACAGAGUACACCAUCACCAUGUACGACACCAAAACCCGCGAGCUCCGGUGGAACGCCACCUACUUCGACUAUGCAGCCUCACUGCCCGAGGAUGACAUGGACUACAAGAUGUCCCACUUUGUGUCCAAUGGUGAUGGACUGGUGGUGACCGUGGACAGUGAGUCUGGCGACGUCCUGUGGAUCCAAAACUAUGCUUCCCCUGUGGUGGCCUUUUAUGUCUGGCAGCGGGAGGGUCUGAAGAAGGUGAUGCACAUCAACGUCGCUGUGGAGACCCUGCGCUAUCUGACCUUCAUGUCUGGGGAGGUGGGGCGCAUCACCAAGUGGAAGUACCCUUUCCCCAAGGAGACGGAGGCCAAGAGCAAGCUGACGCCCACCUUAUAUGUUGGGAAAUACUCUACCAGCCUCUAUGCCUCCCCUUCAAUGGUACACGACGGGGUCGCCGUUGUGCCCCGAGGCAGCACUCUUCCUUUGCUGGAAGGCCCCCAGACCGACGGUGUCACCAUUGGGGACAAAGGGGAGUGUGUGAUCACACCCAGCACGGACCUAAAGUUUGACCCUGGGCUCAAAGGGAAGAACAAGCUCAACUACUUGAGGAACUACUGGCUUCUGAUAGGACACCAUGAAACCCCACUGUCUGCGUCGACUAAGAUGCUGGAGAGAUUCCCCAACAAUCUGCCCAAACAUCGGGAAAAUGUGAUUCCUGCCGAUUCAGAGAAAAAGAGCUUUGAGGAGGUUAUCAACCUGGUUGACCAGACUUCAGAAAAUGCGCCUACCACCAUUUCUCAGGAUGUGGAAGAGAAGUUCACUCAUGCCCCUGCCAAGCCUGAGGCCCCCGUGGACUCCAUGCUCAAGGACAUAGCCACCAUUAUCCUGUGCACCUUCCUGCUCAUUGGCUGGGUGGCCUUCAUCAUCACCUACCCAUUGAGCAUGCAUCAGCAGCAGCAGCUCCAGCACCAACAGUUCCAGAAGGAACUGGAGAAAAUCCAGCUCCUGCAACAACAGCAGCUGCCCUUCCCCCCACCUGGAGACGUGGCUCAGGACACCGAGCUCCUGGACUCAGCCGGCUUGUACUCGGAGAGCUCGGCCACCAGCAGCCCCAGCACAUCCCCCAGAGCCUCCAACCACUCGCUCCACUCCAGCGGCUCUCUCUCCAAGGGUGGCACCAGCCCUUCCCUGGAGCAGGACGAUGAGGAUGAGGAAACCAGCAUGGUGAUCGUUGGGAAAAUUUCAUUCUGUCCCAAGGACGUCCUGGGCCACGGAGCGGAGGGCACAAUUGUGUACCGGGGCAUGUUUGACAACCGUGACGUGGCAGUCAAGAGGAUCCUCCCUGAGUGUUUUAGUUUCGCAGACCGUGAGGUCCAGCUGUUGCGAGAAUCAGACGAGCACCCGAACGUAAUCCGCUACUUCUGCACGGAGAGGGACCGGCAGUUCCAGUACAUCGCCAUCGAGCUUUGCGCGGCCACUCUGCAGGAGUACGUGGAGCAGAAGGACUUUGCCCACCUUGGCCUGGAGCCCAUCACCUUGCUGCAGCAGACCACCUCGGGCCUGGCCCACCUGCACUCCCUCAACAUUGUUCACAGAGACCUGAAGCCUCACAACAUUCUUCUUUCCAUGCCCAAUGCACAUGGCAAGAUCAAGGCCAUGAUCUCUGACUUCGGCCUCUGCAAGAAGCUGGCAGUGGGCAGGCACAGCUUUAGCCGCCGUUCAGGGGUGCCCGGCACAGAAGGCUGGAUCGCUCCGGAGAUGCUGAGUGAAGACUGCAAGGAGAACCCUACCUACACAGUGGACAUCUUCUCUGCGGGUUGCGUCUUCUACUACGUGAUAUCUGAGGGCAGCCACCCUUUUGGCAAAUCCCUGCAGCGGCAGGCCAACAUUCUCCUGGGCGCCUACAGCCUUGACUGCUUGCACCCCGAGAAGCACGAAGAUGUCAUUGCCCGAGAAUUAAUAGAGAAGAUGAUCGCAAUGGAUCCUCAGAAGCGCCCCUCCGCGAAGCACGUGCUGAAACACCCGUUCUUCUGGAGCCUUGAAAAGCAGCUCCAGUUCUUUCAGGACAUCAGUGACCGAAUAGAAAAGGAAGCCCUGGACGGCCCGAUAGUGAAGCAGCUGGAGAGAGGCGGGAGAGCUGUGGUGAAGCUGGACUGGAGGGAGAACAUCACCGUCCCCCUCCAGACAGAUCUGCGUAAAUUUAGAACCUAUAAAGGCGGCUCCGUCAGAGAUCUCCUCCGAGCCAUGAGAAAUAAGAAGCACCACUACCGGGAGCUGCCCGUGGAGGUGCAGGAGACGCUGGGCUCCCUCCCUGACGACUUCGUGCGCUACUUCACCUCGCGCUUCCCCCACCUCCUCUUGCACACCUACCGGGCCAUGGAGCUGUGCAGCCACGAGAGGCUCUUCCAGCCCUACUACUCCCACGAGCCCCCCGAGCCCCAGCCCCCAGUGACUCAAGACGCCCUCUGAGCCAGGGCAGCCUCCAUUCUGGUGGCCCCAGCUUUGACUGAGGGCCUGGUCUCUACAAGCCAGAGCCUGAAGCCUCCCGGCUUAGCAGGGAAACCAGGCUCCCAAACCAAGUGCCUUGAGCUGCCCGCUCUGCAGCCAGCAGAGGAGGAUGCUGGCUCGAGGAAGUGGGAGAGGUGACCCUUCCUGACCUGCAGGGAGCUGGGAAGAUGUUAGCCACGAAAGCUUUACAACUGGGGGACGUCUGCAAAGGAGGGCCCGUUCCAGAGGCAGCGAAAGGAGCACCCUCCUCCUUCUCUUGGAUAAGAUGGCUUUAGACUUACAUUUCUUUUUAAACUUCCCGUUUGAUGUCAGCCUGUGGGCCUUUAAGGAAGAGAGAAGAGGGAAUCCUAAGUUUUGCCUACUUGCUGGGACCAGGAGCAUCUCUCUCCUCGACCAGCUAGGCUGAGAUGUGCUAAGGGCAGCCUCUGCCAGAAGUGGGCUUGAGAGGUGAGGGUGCCGAGGAGGAGGAAGACGUUCAGAGGGCUUUGUCCCUGGGGAUUGGCGAUGCCUCACUGAUCACAAAUGCGCCCAGAGUUUCCCAGGUCGCUGUAACCACUGUUUCCUUGGGGACAGCAAGAGCCUUGAGCAUGGGAGCGCAGUGUUGGGACAGGUCGGCACCGCAUGCUGGAAGGUGAGGCCAGGUCUGCAGGUCUCAAAAACGAAGAGCGCAGUUCUGAGGCAGCUGCAGCCCAGUGCCCGGGUGGCCUGAAUGGUGGCCUUUGGUGGAUUUAUGCCCUGGGCCACUUGGGGAUAUUAUGGAGCGUUUGGGGACAAGAUAUGAUAAGUUCCCUGGCCAUCAAGGAGAGCAGCUGAGGCCCAGGCAGGCACAGGUCUUCAGGACCGGAGGGGAGCAGGCUGAAUGGGACACAUAGCCGCCCUGGGAGAGCCCUGAGCCAGUGGGUAGGUGAUGAGGCUCCUCUGUCCCUGGGGCCAGCAGGACGGACCAGGGGGUUGGGAGCCAAGGCCAGGGUCAGCACGUGCUUCAUAGGCAGGCUUUUAUGUUUUUCUUGGCAGAUUUUAAUAACUUUAUAUUUUGAUCAUACUGUAGAAUGCUACAUUAGCGUAAGUAAGCUAAAUUUGAAGCUUACUCGUGAAGAAGAAAUGCAAGAUGAUAAAUCUUCUAUUUUUUGUGGUACCAAAAGUCCCCAUCCCCUCCAGAGAGAAUGUUCAUAUUUAGAACAUUCUCUGAUGCUGAAGAGUAAAACAUGAUAGCAACACUAUACACAUGUAUUAAGCAAUGUCAAAGUAAUAUUCUCUAAAUUAGG
Molecule: messenger RNA, 4472 nt
Organism: Ceratotherium simum simum (southern white rhinoceros)
Lineage: Eukaryota; Metazoa; Chordata; Mammalia; Perissodactyla; Rhinocerotidae
Source: RefSeq, a predicted model, not a curated record